AUGUCGACGAUCCAGAACCUCAACGCGUUUGACCCCUUUGCUGACACUGGCGACUCGGAAGCCCAACCCACCAACUACAUCCACAUCCGUAUCCAGCAAAGAAACGGGAGAAAGACGUUGACCACGGUGCAAGGGAUCCCCAAUGAAUACGACUUGAAGAAGAUCUUGAAGGUGUUGAAGAAGGACUUCGCCUGCAACGGCAACAUCGUCAAGGACGAAGAGCUUGGUGAAGUCAUCCAAAUGCAGGGCGACCAGCGUGUCAAGGUGUCGGAAUUCUUGACCACUCAAUUGCAGUUGCCCAAGAAGAACAUCAAGAUUCACGGGUUCUAG
This is a messenger RNA of Diutina rugosa, 330 nucleotides long. It is a transcript of the gene SUI1, whose product is annotated as translation initiation factor eIF1. NCBI's taxonomy places the organism in Eukaryota, Fungi, Ascomycota, Pichiomycetes, Serinales, Debaryomycetaceae. The record is from RefSeq and is a predicted model, not a curated record. Bases 1 to 330 code for a protein of 109 amino acids. Gene Ontology annotation, biological process: translational initiation. The transcript has a single exon. Gene Ontology annotation, molecular function: ribosomal small subunit binding; RNA binding; translation initiation factor activity. Gene Ontology annotation, cellular component: eukaryotic 43S preinitiation complex.